CUGCCAUCUUUCCUCUGUCCCCUCAGCGCUGCCGGUGGGGCGGAACUCUCUUCAUCGAUCAGUUGGUUUCUAGGAACCGCCGACGGACCUGGCUCUCCACCGUGGCUGCUCGUUACACAUCUGACUCCCAGCUUUGCCAGCUUGACACCGAAUCUCCUCAUCUUUCUACACCAUGGGAGAACGAGAGGACCUGGUUUAUCAGGCCAAACUCGCCGAGCAGGCGGAGAGAUAUGACGAGAUGGUGGAGUCUAUGAAGAAGGUGGCAGGAAUGGACGUGGAGCUCACAGUGGAGGAGAGGAACCUGCUGUCAGUGGCCUACAAGAACGUGAUCGGGGCUCGCAGAGCGUCCUGGAGGAUAAUCAGCAGCAUCGAGCAGAGGGAAGAGAACAAGGGUGGAGAGGAGAAGCUGAAGAUGAUCCGGGAAUACAGGCAAACGGUGGAGAAGGAGCUGAAGUCCAUCUGUGGGGACAUCCUGGACGCGCUGGACAGACAUCUGCUGCCCUCUGCAGCCAUGGGAGAGUCCAAGGUCUUCUACAACAAGAUGAAGGGCGACUACCACCGGUACCUGGCAGAGUUCGCCACCGGCAACAACAGAAAGGAGGCGGCGGAGAACAGCCUGGUGGCCUACAAAACGGCCACGGACCUGGCCAUGCUGGAGCUGCCGCCCACGCACCCCAUCCGCCUCGGCCUCGCCCUCAACUUCUCCGUCUUUUACUACGAGAUCCUCAACUCGCCCGACCGCGCCUGCAGGUUGGCGAAGGCUGCGUUCGAUGACGCCAUCGCAGAGCUGGACACGCUGAGUGAAGAAAGCUACAAGGACUCCACGCUUAUCAUGCAGUUGUUACGCGACAACCUGACAUUAUGGACUUCAGAUAUGCAGGGAGAGGCAGGUGAAGAACAGAACAAAGAGACGCUGCAGGACGUGGAGGACGAGGCCCAGUGAGACUCUGCCACGGACCGCCAACAACUCGAUGCCCCGCUCCCGCCCCUUCACACUCCUCCUCCCCCCCUCUGGAGCUCGCUGACCCUGCAGGGCCGUGGAGCUAGCGAGUUGAUUUUUCUCUUAUUUUUGUAUCAGCCCUCGCACAGUUUUCAAAAAAACCACUUAAUUGCGACAGGAAGUGAAGGUUGGAGAGAAAGAGAUCAAAGGGUCCCUGUUUGCUGUUUUUGUCCCGGUACAAGUAGUUCUGGAAAAAAAAAACAAAAAAAAAAACAAUCUUUGUUUUCAUUGUUGUAUUUUUGUUUUUUCCUCCACAUUUUUAUCAGUUGCUGGAUGUAUUGAGAUUUUUUUUGGUAAUGUAAUUACAGAAAUUAACUUUUAUUACUAAUAAUGUUGAAGAGUAGUCAUGGGAGCCGUUUUAUCCGUUUUUAGCGACGCGUCGAACAGAUUCUCUGACCUUUAUGGUGUUUUUUUUUUAACGGGCAGUUUGGAGGUUUUUCCGCUGCCGAUUGUUAGAUGGGUCGGAUCAUCCGGGGAAGAUCGCAGAACGUGCGAUAUCCACGUGGGGCAAAGAAGUGCUUGAUGUUUUACACUACAGUCAGUCCUGUUCCGUAGCCGUUCCUGUGUUUUGUGCUGAAAUACUGUACGUGUUUUUUCACAUGCUAAACUUCCCGACACUAACUUAUUUCUAACUGCUUUGGUUCUGCUCAAACAUCGGGAGGAGACGACUCCUCCGACGAGUGAAGAUGUCUGAAGGGGGGGCGGCAGCGCCGACAGGAGCUAACGCGUUAGCCUCUGCUGCUUCUCCCCUGCUUUUAUUCUGCUAGCGGUUUCAUUUUUUGCUUCCUUCGAUGUAACUUGGAGCUGAUUUGUACUACUGGAUAUCUGACUGGAGCCACAGACGGGGAAUCUGUAACGUUCUUAUUGAAACACAGCAUGGCAUUAACAUUAAACCAUCUAAAUUCAAA
This is a messenger RNA of Cyprinodon tularosa, 1908 nucleotides long. RefSeq names its product tyrosine 3-monooxygenase/tryptophan 5-monooxygenase activation protein, epsilon polypeptide 1 (gene ywhae1). Gene Ontology annotation, biological process: signal transduction. Gene Ontology annotation, cellular component: cytoplasm. The transcript is spliced from 6 exons. The record is from RefSeq and is a predicted model, not a curated record. The coding region runs from base 173 to 943 and encodes 256 amino acids. Lineage: Eukaryota; Metazoa; Chordata; Actinopteri; Cyprinodontiformes; Cyprinodontidae.